Messenger RNA from Ostrinia furnacalis (Asian corn borer), 1937 nucleotides. RefSeq lists its product as uncharacterized. NCBI's taxonomy places the organism in Eukaryota, Metazoa, Arthropoda, Insecta, Lepidoptera, Crambidae. The transcript has a single exon. The record is from RefSeq and is a predicted model, not a curated record. The coding region runs from base 1 to 1788 and encodes 595 amino acids.
AUGGAUGAAAAUGAAGGCGCCAGUCUUGACGUGGAAUUUAAAAGGUACCUGCAAAUUAUGAGGCCAUAUUUAGAACAACUUCUAGACCAAGACGUGAUAGAGAUUUGCAAGGCCUGGAUCCAAAGACUCUCAAACUGUAACGAUAAAGAGAAGAACCUUCGCAAUAAGUAUGUGUUUUCUUUGUGCUAUCAAUUAGCUAAAGGAGUCCUUGAUGAACCCUUUCUAAAUUCCCCACCAGCAACGGAACUGCCUCCACUCUCUGAUGAGCUGGAUAGUGAUAGUUCGUCGAACGAAAUUGAGUACUUUGUGAUUAAUUCUGAAGAAGAUACCAAAGUCCUGUUCAAUAAUAAGAAAUUACCUCAGCUAUCAGAUACAGACUACCAUUCCCAAGAUAAUGAUACUGAAUCCCAGAAAAAUGAGUCAAAUAGUUUUGAAAAGCAAUUUCAAUCAAAUAAACAAACAUUUUAUUGCUAUACGUGCCCAGAGAUGCCAAGAGGUUUUGAAAUACAAAAUCAGUCGUGUGAUGAGUACAAAUUCAGAGCCAAAAAUUUGAUAAUGAAGUUACGGGAAAUCAAAACCCAAAAUAUUCAACUGCACAAAGAGUUAGAAGUAUUGAGACAAGAGUGUAAAAUCAAGUCGUGUGAAAAUUUAGAUGAAAGUAUUAUAAAAGUUGAUCACUGCACUAGCGUAUGUUGUCACUCUAAAGAUAGCAGUACUACACUUACCUCAUUGAAAACAAAACUGCAAGAACUACAAGAUUCUCGAAAUGUUUUAAUUCAAACAAUAGAACACUUACAAGAAAAACUUGACAACUACGACGAUAUGAAAAAACAUGAACUAGAAGAAAUCGAAGCUCAUCAUAAACUGGACAUAAUAAAAACUAAAACAGCUACUCGUGAAGAAACAAAGGAAAUCUACGAGAAGAAAAUAGAAGAAGUCAAAGCAGAAUACGAAAUGAUGAUUGAAAAUAUUCGGAGUAAGCUGGAUUCUGAGAAGCAAGAGAUUAUUUUAGCUAAAAACCGAGUUAUUUCUGAAAAGGAAAAGAUAAUAGAGGACAAAGAUAAUGAAAUUAUUCGCCUACGAAACCUCAAUGAUGACCAGAAGGGCCAUUUGCAUGAGGUAAUAAACAAAUUUUUGGAAAAGCCAAACGACGAUACACCUAGUGACAAUAUGAGACUGAAAGCGGAACAACUCGAGAAGCGUUUGAACAAAAUUGAAAAAACAAAAACAAAAAAUGCCAGAGUGUACGAGGCUAAAUUGGCACAUUUACAGCGCGAGAAACAUUUGGCCGAGUGUUCGUUACAGCUACAACUAGUUAGACAGAGGGCUCAGGUCGUUAGUGAAGUAGCUGACGAGAAUCAAACGGAACUGACGGCCGCCCUGAACAAAUUGGAAAACAAAUACAAAGAGAUCGUCGGAAACAUGCAGGCCACUGCAAUCCAGAGAAGAGUGCAGGAUCAGAUGGCUAUAGAAUCGAUAUUGCACGCCGCGUGCGGAAUCCGGAACGAGGGUUAUACGAAUUCGCAAGGCACAAACCGCAGCCAAUUCUCCGGCAAAACUAUGCAAAAUCAAAACAGAAAUGGGAAUCAGAUGAAUCAGAGUUAUGACAGCGAAAUUUCGGCUUUGCUGAACGGCAACAAGGUUGAAAACUUAAUUGGGGGUAACAAAUCUUUGGGUGAAGACACCGUGUUGGCCGGAUAUUGUUUGGAUGGUGAGAGAAUGGGAGAACUAUUCGAAAGGGUGUACAUACCACAAAAGGACAUCGGAGAUGGGCCCUUGAAGAAGUAGUCCAACAAUCCUGCAACUAUCCGGCCUUUGUGCGGCGGCCCUUAAAUUAUAUCGCCCAAAGUUUGUCGUAAGUGGUGCCAAGCUUAAUAUCGUUUCAAUUUAUUUAGAAGGCCUGUGGGUUAUUGUUUCAAUUUGUGAGGGUGAUUUGU